Molecule: messenger RNA, 3336 nt
Organism: Drosophila serrata
Lineage: Eukaryota; Metazoa; Arthropoda; Insecta; Diptera; Drosophilidae
Gene: Dyrk2
Product: Dual-specificity tyrosine phosphorylation-regulated kinase 2
Biological process (GO): peptidyl-threonine phosphorylation; peptidyl-serine phosphorylation
Cellular component (GO): nucleus; cytoskeleton; cytoplasm
Molecular function (GO): ATP binding; protein serine/threonine/tyrosine kinase activity; protein serine/threonine kinase activity
Source: RefSeq, a predicted model, not a curated record
CGCGCUUGUGCGGUUGUGCGGAGCAGACGAGUUGGAAAAAGCGGAAAAGCGAAGCGAUUUCCUUUCACACUGUCGGCGGAGGUUCAAUAUUCUGUGUUCGGGUAGAGAACUGCAGGCGUUCGAAAAUCGGAAUCCGAAUUUAUGAAUCUGAGGCGGCACUAUUGCACUAAAGUAUCCGAAUCCGAAUCCGCGCUCUAGAGUCGAAAGUGAAAUUCGUCAAGCCACCAGCGCCAACGGUAAAGUAAACGCAACGCAACGCGACGCGACGACGACGACGCGCAAAGUAAUUUUUGUUGAAUGAAUGGAUGGAAUAGCGACAAAACCCCAAUCACGCUAAAUUAAUCAAAUCCAAUUGCAAAUUAUUGUAUUCAAACCAAGUCCCCGUCCCCCAAAAUAAUAUAAAAUAUUAGUAUUGCGAAGAGCAGAUACUACAGUGUUUAACAGUUAAAUCCCAUCAACCACAGCAAAGUCGUUGAUUUUUGGUGUGCAAUAAAAAAAAGUUGAGAAAACCAGAGACCAAAACAGAGGACAUUCGGAGGAGUCACUUGUCAAAAGAAGUUUCGAUAUCUUUAUGUUUGUUAAGAGCAUAUUGGGAGAAACUUGUCAAGGGGAUCAUAUGUAAUUUCCGACGUCUUAAGAAAUUGCGCAAUUAUAAACAUUUCUGCUUGGGACAAGUUGGCCCCAACAACGAAAACAAAUGCAAAUGUGCGCCCCACAGACAUAUUACCCCGAAAGUUAUCAAUAAUAUUCGCCGGAAGAGGAGAUACAACUCAACCAGUUAAGCACCGGGCUCAGGGUGACAACACAUAGGCACCACCGGGCUUCACUUCUUUUUGGGGAAGCGUUCCUUCUUUUGGAUAAAAUCGACAACACAGCGAAGGCGAUACACAAUGUUGGAUCGAUGCGAAAUGCCGAUUCAACUGGACAACAUGAAGCUGCGACGGGACGCUCGCCUGUCGGGCUCCCGACUGGACCUGCCACAGCUCUGCAACGGGUCACAGCGCCUGGAUGCACAAAACAACCAUGUGGCAGGGGGCGAUGCCACCACAGCCACCGCAGCAUCCAAUGGCAAUGGUAUUAGCAACAGCAACGGAAAUGGCAGCGGCAAUGGCAACAACAUCGGUUCGCCAGUGUCCUCAUCGACCACCAACAGCAGCAACGGCGGCAAUGAGCGCGGCUCCUCCACCAAGUCCAACAGCAGCAGCGGCAGUGGCAGCUCCGGCAACUCGGCCAGCAGCACUGGAAGCGCCGAGCCCAAGUGCAACACGCCCAUGACGCCAUCCGAGCUGGUGAAAAAGUUUCGCAACUACCUAACCGAUCUGGAGUUCGAGGAGCUCAAGGUGUACAAGGAGGUCUAUUAUUUUGGCCAGCAUGCCAGCAAGAAUUACAACAAGCCCGCCCCCACAGCCAACACCACCAAUUUGGGCUAUGACGAUGAUAAUGGCAACUACAAGAUCAUCGAACACGAUCACAUAGCCUUUCGCUACGAGAUUCUGGAGGUAAUUGGCAAGGGCAGCUUUGGUCAGGUGAUCAGAGCCCUGGACCAUAAGACCAACACCCAUGUGGCCAUUAAGAUUAUAAGGAAUAAGAAGCGAUUCCUCAACCAGGCCGUCGUCGAGCUCAACAUACUCGAUGAGCUGCGGGAGAAGGAUGCAGAUGGAUCUCACAAUGUCAUACACAUGCUCGACUACACCUAUUUCCGAAAGCAUUUGUGCAUUACCUUUGAGCUCAUGAGCCUGAACCUGUACGAGCUGAUAAAGAAGAACAACUACAACGGAUUCAGCAUGAGCCUCAUAAGACGCUUCUGCAACUCGAUUGUGAAGUGCCUGCGUCUGCUCUACAAGGAAAACAUUAUUCACUGUGAUCUCAAGCCGGAAAACAUCUUGCUCAAACAGCGUGGCAGCAGCUCCAUCAAAGUCAUCGACUUUGGCAGCUCGUGCUACGUGGAUCGUAAAGUCUACACGUACAUCCAAUCGAGGUUCUACCGCUCCCCGGAGGUGAUUCUCGGCCUGCAGUACGGCACUGCCAUCGACAUGUGGAGCCUGGGCUGCAUCCUUGCCGAGCUGUACACGGGCUUCCCCCUCUUCCCCGGCGAGAACGAGGUGGAGCAGCUGGCCUGCAUCAUGGAGGUGCUGGGCCUGCCGCCCAAGGUGCUCAUCUCGGUGGCCAGGCGGCGGCGCCUCUUCUUCGACUCCCGCGAUGCCCCGCGCUGCAUAACGAACACCAAGGGACGCAAGCGGACGCCGGGCAGCAAGUCGCUGGCCCAGAUCCUGCACUGUCAGGACCGCUAUUUCAUUGACUUCCUGCAGCGCUGCCUGGAAUGGGACCCCGCGGAACGGAUGACGCCCGACGAGGCGGCCCACCACGAUUUCCUGCAGCCCUUCUCCUCCAGUCGCCACCGCAGCUGCCGCAUGUCCAGCAGCUCGUCCAGCUCGGGCCUGAACAGCGUCUCCCAGAAGUCCUCCUGCUACAGUUUCGCAGAGGUUUCGCCGGGCAGCAACGGUCCGGUGGUGGCCUCGAUCACCAACACCACGGCGGUGCACAGCGCGGCCAUGGCCACAACCGCCACCGCCAAGUCACGCCAGCAGCAGCCCCCGAGCCACGGCCACCAUGGACACGCCCAGUCUAACGGACACCUGCCGGACAUCAAGCUGAGUGCCAGCGACAAGUACAACAGCAUGCAGAAGGUGGCGGUGCGCUCGAAGAUCGCCUCCAGCGUGUCCGACCUGGAGUCGGUGCAGCAGUACUCGCUGCAUCGCAUCUACGGCGGCGUGGGCAGCGGCAGCACCCACCACGUCUCGUCGGCGGCCACCAGGAAGCACCUGACCGGCAGUGGCAAUGUCGGUGGCGUCGGCGGGGUGUCCUCGAAGUAUGGCAGUUCGACACUGGCGCACAACCAACACAAUGUGACGCACCACAAUGCAUCGACGGCCACGAUUGCCACGACUACACACCACCACCAUCAUCACGGAGUGAGUGGCCAGCAGCAGCAACAGUCUUCAGGCGGUGGCGCCACCAUGGCCAUGUCACACUCUCAGUCCACCGGGGAUGUCUCCGACAGGGCCAUCUUCGGGCGGGCUUGACUCCGGGCCAGGCCCACCAAGCUGGAGCUGAAGAAGUGCAAGCUGGUCAACAUGAUGGACUUCUGGAGCUAGAAGUGGCGUCCACAGCACUGCGCUGAUGUUAGGGAGCGAGAGGACGAAAAGGAGGAGAAGAAAAAGAAGGACUAGAAGGCUAGAAGGCUACUCCUCGACCUCCUCUCGCCGAUUUGUAGUUAUUGUUAUAUAAGCUAUAUAGUAAUUAUAUAGACGUGUGUGUUGUGUGUAUUGUACUGAA